Molecule: messenger RNA, 3618 nt
Organism: Motacilla alba alba
Lineage: Eukaryota; Metazoa; Chordata; Aves; Passeriformes; Motacillidae
Product: general transcription factor IIE subunit 1-like
Exons: 4
Coding region: 10-1281 (423 amino acids)
Biological process (GO): transcription initiation at RNA polymerase II promoter; transcription open complex formation at RNA polymerase II promoter
Cellular component (GO): transcription factor TFIIE complex
Source: RefSeq, a predicted model, not a curated record
CAGCUCCUGAUGGAGGAGCACAACGCUCCCAGCGAGGUGCCGGCAGCCCUAAAGCGCCUGGCCAAAUACAUAGUGCGUGGUUUCUAUGGUGUGGAGUGCUCCCUGGCCCUGGAUGUGCUGAUCCGCUACCCCUGUGUGAAAGAGGAGGACUUGUUACAGCUGCUCAAGUACGAGCGUAAGCAACUGCGCACUGCCCUCAACGCGCUCAAGGCGGACAAGCUGGUGAAGCUGCGGAUGCGAGUUGAAACGGGGCCCAACGGCAAGAGCAUGAGGCACAAUUACUACUACAUCAAUUACAAGGUGCUGGUGGAUGUGGUAAAAUACAAACUGGAUCAUGUACGCCGGAAAAUAGAAGCAGAUGAGCGGGAUUCAACGACCAGAUCCUCUUUUAAAUGUCCAUCUUGCUCUAGCACGUACACGGACCUUGAAGUCAAUCAGCUCUUUGAUGCAUUUACAGAGACUUUUCGCUGCACUUACUGCAACACCGAAGUAGAGGAAGAUGGCUCAGCAUUUCCAAAGCACGACACUCGAACAUUGCUGGCGAAGUUCAAUGAGCAGAUCGAGCCUGUCUUUGUGCUGUUGCGUGAGACCGAAGAUAUUGUGCUGCCCUAUGACUUGCUGGAGCCUCAGCCAACAGAAAUACCAGAAUUAUCAGAAAGCUUUGAUCUGAAGUUGGACUCAAGUGUGCUGGAAUCCUGCAGCCACCCUGAAAAACGGGCACACAGAAGUUCUACUUUUGGCCUUACAUACACCCAAAACUUAACUAUUGAUAUCCAAGACUCAAAGCACGAGAAGAAAAGAAGAGACAAAGCAACUGAAAAGCAACCUAUCUGGUUGUCACAGAGCACUGUGGAAGGAGCAGCAACAGCCACCAACAAUAGUGUUGGAGUAAAUGCUUCUGAAGAAACUGAAGAAAAUGUUAAAGAAAGUGUCACUGAUAAUGAAAUCAUCAAGACUCUUCUGAUCCAUGAAUCCAAGUCAUCAUCUAGCACAGUCCAGGCUCCUAUUGUGAAAAGCAAACUCCAUGGAUCACACAGUGAUAGCAGUGAGUUUGAAGAGGAUGCCAAGCACUCAAGAGGAGAAGGAAUGAAAGUAGCAGGCAGCAACUUUGAACAAGAGGAGGAACAGGAAACUCUGGGUCCGAUUUUAAUGGUAGCUGGCCAGCCCUGUUCAUAUGGCCAAGUUAGUGAAAACCCAGAGCUUGUGUCUCUCAUGACAAAUGAAGAGAGAGACACUUAUAUAAAAGUAGGACAAGAAAUGUUCCAGUCUGUCUUUGAGUAACUACUACUGUAGUAAUAUCCAACCUUGUACAGAAUGGAUGAAGGCUUCUGACUUAUGUUCUUCAAAGUUUACCACUGAAGGGUUUUGUCUGAACUUGCUCUUAAGCAAGAUGGUAAUCCUGUAGUAGGUAACUACAGUUCAAACAUUAUCAUUGCAGCCACAGCAAGUGUUGUUUGUUGUUGUAAUGCUUAGACUUUGUGGAUGAUGUAAUUAGUUUUGGAGCAUGAAUCAUUUUGGGAUACAUUUGGAUCUGAUUAAAAUAACAUUUAAAAAGCAGUGAUGCAAUCUAUAAUAAGAAAUAAAUUAUUCCACCUCUCUCCCAGAAGUAACAGUUACUUCCAGUAGUGAAAAUGAGUUCAAAUUCAGUAUGAGCUGGUUUCAUUCCAUAUGUGUGUUCCACUGGUGUGUUAGGUCACUCACUGUUCAACAGUAAAGGACAGGUGUCACACAGCAACCUCCUUCUAAGGGAAGAGCUGCUACUGAAUUGCAUUAGCAAUAGAUGAGAAGCAACUUUGGCCUCUGAACUUUCAUCCUAUGAAUAAUUUUUCCAAUUCUUCAUAGGCAGGGCACUAUAGAACUGUCUUGAAUGGUGAACUGUGCAAAGGGCACUGGACAGUAAAAUGUAGCAUUUCAUUUGGGUCCAGAUCAGUAAGGGAGCAAGCAAUGUAUCAAGCACAAGACUCUGCUUCUCCCAUCUCACUCCCAUACUCCUCCGUGUCCUUUUUAAGCAAGAAACAAAUUCUGCUUGAACUGAACUACAUGAGUACAAGGACUGGCAUUACGCAUAAGUGAGAGUUUAACUUAAUGAGCAGUUCUGCUACUUGAGCAAGCGCUAAUGAAAGUAGACUACAAGAGCACAAAGUAAAACAGAGGAAGGUCCCUCUGAAUGUUAGGAAACACUUCUCUAUAAGGGUAACACUGGCACAGGUUGCCCAGAGAGGUGGUAAUCUCCCACCAGGAAGCUACUCAAACACCACGUGGGCAAACAGCUCUGAGUGGCUCUGCUGGCACAAGAUGACUUUGAGAGGUCCCUGCUGACCAUUCCAUGAUGAAACAGUAGAGAGAAGGUAUGACCAAAGAAAUACAAUUUCAAUGCAUUUUGCAUGUACACAUACUGUUGGUUCUGACAGGUAAUUUUCUGUUCAGUAGCUGGUGUGGGGCUGUUUUGAAUCUAUGCUGAAAAUAAGUGUUGAUACCUCAGGGCUGUUUUCCUUAUUGCUGAGCAGCACUUGCACACAGUCCAGACUGCUUUAUCACCCUGUGCCCCCAGCGAGAAGGCUGGGGAUGCACAGCUUGGAGGGGAUGCCACCAGGACACCAACCAAAGGGCUAUCCCAUAUCAUAGGGCAUCAUGAGCAUAUUGAGCUCAAAGAAGAAGGAACAGGGAACAGCUGGAGUAAUGGCAUUUGUCUUCUCAAGUCCUUGUUAUGCAUCAUGGAGCCCUGUUUUCCUGAAGGUGGCUUAAUAACUGCUUGCCAUUUUGCUUUGCUUGCAUGUGUAGCUUUUGCUUUACCUACUAAUCUUUCUUUCAACUACAAAUUAUUUUGUUUCCACUCUUCCACUUCUCUCUCUGAGCCCACUGGCUGGGGAGUGAGCAAUCAGCUGCUUGGUGCGCAGUUGCUGGCUGGGGUUAAACCCAUCAUUACAGCGCAAGAAUUCAGGAAUGGGUUGUGCUCAGGCUCUUUUUUAAGCUUAGAAUUUAAUGAUUCAACAGAUAAACUAGCCGUAUUCCAAAACUGCACAUAUAAUCUCACUCUGCUUUAUAAAAAGUGUCCUCUUUUAGGUCUGAGUCAUUCUUGUGCUUAAUUAGCAAUUAGAAGUUUGACUGUUUCAGUUUCACAGGUCUGCCUUUGUCACAAUGUAGUUCCUUGGUCCUCAAAAUGGUAACUUUUUUCUGCCUACAGUAGUACCACCAGUGUAAAGCCGGCAGAGUAACUAAACUAUCAUAAAACGUUUUGCUAAUCUACUUUCAUUCUUGCACAUGAGAGGCAUGUAACCAUAAUCUGCCAAUUCAAAAUUUGUUCAUAAAACCUAGAGACACUCCAAACAAACUAGAAAAAAAUCACAGAAGAAUUACAAUCUCAUUUUAUUUCAACUUCAAGCAUAUUUAGGCUUCACCAUCACUAUACUGUCUCCCACAGUAUAUAGCCAUAUUAUCAUACUAACCUGAAAAGCAACACAAUCCUGAAUUAAAUAUAACCAGUGCUUUUUAACUACUUUCAGAAAAGCCUUGUGUCUAAGGUAAACAGGAUCUUUAUAAUGUAGCAGAUGUGCUGAAUAAGCUUCUUCUAGCUCAGUUUUAUGACUAAAUGUUAUUAGCAACUCUGACCUGAAAAAC